This is a messenger RNA of Raphanus sativus (radish), 3358 nucleotides long. RefSeq names its product squamosa promoter-binding-like protein 1. The transcript has 11 exons. The record is from RefSeq and is a predicted model, not a curated record. Bases 378 to 3152 code for a protein of 924 amino acids. Gene Ontology annotation, cellular component: nucleus. Lineage: Eukaryota; Viridiplantae; Streptophyta; Magnoliopsida; Brassicales; Brassicaceae. Gene Ontology annotation, molecular function: DNA binding.
CUCACUCUUUCUCUCCCCCCAAACCUUUUGUACUACCCAAUUAACCAUUACCAUACAUACUCUCCUUUCCAUCACGCCACAAACGCAUAGAUUCAGAUCAGCUUCAUCUUCUUCUUCGUCGCAUCUCCAUCACCAGUGGCUGUUCGAAGGUGUCUCCAGCUGUUACUUUUUUAUUUCUAUCGAUUGUUUAUUGUUAGGACAGGAUUCUGGGCAUGCUUGUUGAGGCUAAUGGAUCUGUUUCCUUUCUAGAAUUCCUGGGAAGAAUCUUGAUUGAUUGAGCCUUAAAGUUUCUUCCGAUCUACAAAGAUCAAUCAAUUGGGGUUUGUGUUGUAAAUCUACUACUGCUAGUUUUGGGGAUCGAAGUUGUGUUGUCUGUGAUGGAAGCUAGAAUUGAAGGUGAGGGUCAACAUUUCUAUGGAUACAGAGCCAUGGAUGUAAGAUCUGUAGGUAAAAGGAGUGUGGAGUGGGAUUUGAAUGAUUGGAAAUGGGAUGGUGAUCUCUUUGUAGCUACACCCUUGAAUCCUGGUGUUAGCCGUCAGUUUUUCCCACUGGGGAACUCCUCCAAUAGCUCUUCCACCUGCUCUGAGGAAGGGAACAAUAAUAAUUCAAGAGAAGUUGAGAAGAAAAGAAGAGCCCCUGCUUCUGCUGCUACUGCUACUGGGGAAGAUGAUGAUAAUACUAAUAAUAAUGGUGGUGGUGGACUUACUUUGAAGAUAGGAGAGAAUGGUUAUGAUCUUAAUGGUGAAAGAGAAGGGAACUCUGCUGCGGCUAAGAAGACCAAGUUCGGAGGAGGAGGAGGAGGUGUGGCAAACCGCUCGGUUUGUCAGGUGGAGAACUGUGAGGCUGAUCUUAGCAAAGUUAAAGACUAUCAUAGACGUCAUAAGGUGUGUGAGAUGCAUUCUAAGGCUACUAGUGCUCUUGUCGGUGGUAUCAUGCAGCGCUUUUGUCAGCAAUGUAGUAGGUUCCAUGUUCUUGAGGAGUUUGAUGAAGGAAAGAGAAGUUGCCGUAGACGUUUGGCUGGGCAUAAUAAACGUAGGAGGAAGACAAAUCCUGAACCUGGCGCUAAUGGGAAUCCUCUCAGUGAUGAUCAUCAAUCUAGCAAUUUGCUUCUGAUUACUCUCUUGAAGAUACUCUCCAAUAUGCAUUCCAAUGGAUCAGACCAUCCGGGUGAUCAAGAUCUGAUGCCUCAUCUUCUGAAGAGCCUUGUCAGCCAUGCUGGUGAACAACUAGGGAAAAACUUGGUUGAGCUUCUUCUACAAGGAGGGUCUCAAGCUUCGGGUUUGCUUGCAGUUGAGCAAGCUCCUCAAGAGGAUUUGAAGCAAGCUCCUCAACUUCCUCGGCAGGAGCUGUAUUCCAAUGGGACAUCUACUGGGAACAGAUCAGAAAAACAAGCCAGAGUAAAUGAUUUUGAUUUGAAUGACAUCUAUAUAGACUCUGAUGAUGGUACAGAUAUCGAAAGAUCUUCUCCUCCUCCGACCAAUCCAGCAACCAGUUCUCCUGAUUAUCCUUCGUGGAUACAUCAAACCAGUCCACCUCAGACAACUAGGAACUCAGAUUCAGCAUCUGACCAGUCACCAUCAAGCUCCAGCGAAGAUGCUCAGAUGCGCACAGGCCGGAUUGUGUUCAAACUAUUUGGGAAAGAACCAAAUGAUUUUCCUGUUGUCUUGCGUGGACAGAUUCUUGACUGGUUAUCUCAUACUCCAACUGACAUUGAGAGCUACAUUAGGCCUGGUUGUAUCGUCUUAACCAUUUAUCUUCGUCAAGCUGAAACUGCUUGGGAUGAACUUUCUGAUGACAUGGGCUUUAGCUUGAGCAAGCUUCUAGAUCUCUCAGAUGAUCCUUUAUGGACAACUGGAUGGAUUUAUGUUAGGGUGCAAAACCAAUAUGCAUUUGUAUCUGACGGUCAGGUUGUUGUUGACACUUCCUUACCGCUAAGAAGCCGUGAUUACAGUCACAUUACUAGUGUUAGACCGCUCGCUGUAGCUGCAACAGGAAAGGCUCAGUUUACAGUAAAAGGCAUCAAUCUCAGUCGACCUGGCACAAGGUUACUUUGUGCGGUAGAAGGAAAAUACUUGACCCAAGAGACAACUAAAGAGAAGGAUGAUCUCAAGGAGAGUAAUGAUGAUGUUGUUGAGUGUGUCAACUUUUCUUGUGAUUUGCCUAUAACAAGCGGUCGAGGAUUCAUGGAGAUUGAAGACCAAGGACUCAGCAGCAGUUUCUUCCCUUUCAUAGUUGUUGAAGAAGAUGAUGUUUGUUCUGAGAUCCGUGUACUCGAAACCACAUUAGAGUUCACUGGAACUGAUUCUGCUAAGCAAGCUAUGGAAUUCAUUCAUGAACUCGGUUGGCUACUUCAGAGAAGUAAGCUCGGCGUGUUCCCGUUAACACGUUUCAAGUGGCUCAUCGAGUUCUCAAUGGACCGAGAGUGGUGCGCUGUGAUCAGAAAGCUGUUGAACAUGUUCUUUGAAGGAGCUGUUGGUGACUACUCUUCCUCCUCCCCCUCUGAUGCCGCGCUAUCAGAACUGUGCCUUCUUCACAGAGCCGUCAGGAAAAACUCUAAGCCUAUGGUGGAAAUGCUCUUGAGAUACGUUCCUAAGCAGCAAAGAAUACACAGCUUGUUUAGACCCGAUGCUGCUGGUCCAGCAGGUUUAACACCUCUUCACAUUGCAGCCGGUAAAGAUGGUUCAGAAGAUGUUCUGGACGCUCUUACAGAAGAUCCAGCAAUGGUGGGGAUUGGAGCAUGGAGAACAUCUAGGGACAGCACAGGCUUCACACCAGAAGACUACGCACGCCUACGCGGUCACUUCUCAUACAUCCACUUGAUUCAACGCAAGAUCAAUAAAAAGUCAGCAACCGAAGAUCAUGUUGUGGUCAACAUCCCUGCUUCUAUCUCAGACAGAGAGCAGAAAGAAACAAAACCAGGUUCAGCCUUGGAGAUCACACACGGUAACCAAAAGCUUCAGUGCAAGCUCUGUGACCAUAAACUGGUGUAUGGGACAGGAAGGCGGUCUGUAGCAUACAGACCAGCUAUGUUGUCAAUGGUGGCGAUUGCUGCGGUUUGCGUCUGUGUGGCACUUCUCUUCAAGAGUUGCCCAGAAGUGCUUUAUGUGUUUCAACCUUUCAGGUGGGAGUUGUUGGACUAUGGGACAAGAUGAGUGCAAGCAAGUCUUACGUUGAAGAUUCUUCUUCCUAAGAUAUGAAAUAAAAUAUGUUUACUUUAUAUAUAAAAAGUGUGAUUUCUAUAUGUAACUAUAUAAGAUAUAUAGAGACAUGUACUUUAGAAGGUUGUUGUUGUGUGUAAAACCUGGUGGAUUCGCUUUCUGUAACUCUGAUUAGUAUAUUUUAUUUGUUGACAUGAUUA